UCGGAUUGUUCGGCGUUAGAACUGAGUUAGACUUAGAAGCCGUCGGCGAGGCUAAUGAAGUCAGACGUACACAAUGUGAGUGCGGGUGAAAAUCGGGCCCGUUUUAGACUUUCAGUUGAAUCGACGUGCAUCUGUAGAUUUUGAGAAGGCGAUCCGAGGCAGGGCCGUCGAUCCGCUCGUAGAAAAAAUAAAUAAAUUAAAAAAAAGGGUUGUGGACGGUCCAUCCGCCGGUUGUCUUCCGGGAUCGGCACGUCCGGGACUCGUCCCGUUUCUCCGCGAAUGGGCGGAAAUGAGAGAUAAAUAAAGUGAAAUGGCCAGCGCGGAUGGCGAGGGCGAGGGGAUCAACUGGGUCGACUUCUGCGAGAAGCACGCCAAAGCGGCGGCGGCGGAGUUCGCCAAGUCGCUCUUCUCAUACGUCGAGUCCCACAACCCCGAUUCGACGACGGUCGAGCACAAGGAAUUCUUGACCAAGUUCGUGGACAGCUUCGUCGAGAACUUCGAACGGGAGUUGGCGAGGGAACAGGAAAAGCGGCCGGUGGCGAACGGGAGCGCGGGCGGCUCGUCGGGCGUCAACGGCUACCACGAGAGCCACAACGACGAGAACAGCGACUACUUCGAACAAGCGCCCGAGCACAAGUCCCCGAAGCCCUUCCACCGUCCCUUCUUCAGGAGGCUCUCCUUCAAAGCGCUCAAGAAGGGCAAGGGCUUCUUCUACAGACAGGUCUCCGACGAGAACGACCCAAACGCGUCCAAGGGCGCAAAGACUGAAAAGACUUCCAAGACUAAACUCGCCAAGAUCGUCGUGGAGUGCCGGAAGGAGGGCAACGUCAACUAUCUCAUUGGAGAGAAUCCUGACGGUACACAGAAGUGGGAAAAAUGCCGGUUGGCCCUUGUCAAGACGGUCGGAGGUUACAUGCUCGAGUUCUACUCACCGCCCAAGAGCACGAAACCGAAAAGUGGCCUAUUUUGUUUUCUCAUCACCGAAGCAAGAGAGACGACUGCCCUCGAAAUGCCUGACCAUGAAAACACUUUUGUCCUCAAAGCCGAUAACAACAUGGAAUAUGUGAUAGAAGCGCAUGACAUAGAUGAUAUGAGGUCGUGGCUGGCGACGGUCAAGUACUGCACUAGGAACACCAACGAUGAGGCCGGUGAGACGCAAAGCCUCAUUGGUUCAGCGUCCGAAGGGAGAAUCCCAAAACCCCACUGUUCUGGCGAUACCGAUGAUCCACCCGAGUUACCACCGCGCCUCCAAGAAGGGGCUUCCAACAGCAACUUUGAACUGUGUUCUUACAACGCCGAAGAAACUCAGGAGACUGAGGUAGACUUGUCCGUCGUCUUGCAAGAGUAUCCUUGGUUCCACGGUACUCUGCCUCGUGCUGAAGCGGCAUCGUUGGUGCUUCACACGGGCUCUUCCGGGCACGGUGUCUUCCUCGUCAGACAGAGCGAGACGAGAAAAGGAGAGUUUGUUCUCACUUUUAACUUUCACGGGAGAGCUAAACACUUACGUAUGACCAUCAACGAUACGAGUCAGUGUCGAGUACAGCACCUGUGGUUCGCUUCGAUCUUUGACAUGCUUGAGCAUUUUCGACAGCACCCGAUACCUCUGGAAUCUGGAGGCACUGCCGAUGUCACCCUCACCCACUACGUCGUAGCCACAGUCCAGAGCCAUGCGCACAAUUCGAGGCAGCAUGCAGGCACACAUCCGGAUCGCCGGGCCCCUCCGACUCCUGAGCAGAGGGAGAUAUUCAUUCACGGAGGGUCCAUCAGAACGAGGACUGAAUCUAUGGAGAGAGUGCAAGAGACAGGCUCGGGAGGAUCUGUCGCUUCCGUAGUCGGUGGACGUGCCAUUGAAAAUGCUUAUAGUUUUGUGUAAAUAGUUUCUAGAAAGAAAAAUAUUAUAGUUUUUAAAUAUUGGCCAAUACUUUUUUUUAUUACAGUUGUUCAAAAUGAAAAAGAGAAAUUUGUUCGGGAGCUAUUUGUAUUUUUUAAUGUAUAAUUUUGAUGCUCAUUCUUUUAGUUCCUGAAGUGACAUUGUCCUAAUUACAAAUCUUAGCUCAAUUGUCAUUCACUCUUAAUUAAGGGACUGAAAUGUGUAGUUAGUAGUCAAUCAAAUAGAACAAAUUGUAAGAUUCAUAUUGAAUUUUAUUUUAUAAAUUUUUGUUUUUUGGCCUAUGCCAAAUCAGACUUUGAUGGAUUUCCUUAUUAAAUGGAAUAGCUUUGAAAAAUGAAAAUUUUUUUUUAACAAAAAGAAACUUUCACUGGCACAAAUGACUGAAUUUUUGACUUAGAUUUAAACAAGAAAAUCCGUCAAUUCUGUCUACCAAAAGCAAAAAGAUUAGAUCUUUGCAAUGUCCAAUUAAUCAAUAAUUUUACAAAUAUAUUUUUUUUUAGAUGAUAAGAUUGACAUUUAAACUGCUUAAAGGUGUAUGUACGAACGUGUUCAAAACAAUUGCAAUCGUCAUAAAAUGAUCACCAUGAUGGCCUAUAAAUUGAAUGAUUUAUUUUUUAUUUAAUGUUUAAUUUAAUUGCUCCCUGACAAAUUUGAUAGUAAACUUGUUUUGGACAUUGUUGUAAUAUACACAUAUAUUAUUAUUAUUUUUCUUCUAGAGGACAUUAUGUCACAUUCGUUGUGAGAGUUAGAAUGUUAUUUUUAACCGAAAGCUAGUCAGUAUAUUAUAAGUUGCCAUCUAGUGUUAUAUUUUUGUUUCUUUUUAAUGAAAGUUUAAAUUGCGAUUUGAGGUGUGCAAUAACAUUGUAUGUGCUUUUCAGUUGACAAUUGCUGAAAAUCACUCGAAAAUUAAUCAAUUCACAUACUACAAAAUCAGUGUUGUGUCAAAUUAAUCCUUUGGAUGUUUUCUUCCUUUUAAAAUGUUCAAUAAAAUAUAAUCUGUGUAACUAUGAAAAUUAAAACUAAACGGAAAAAAAAAUAUAAAUAAUGUUUCGUGUCCAGGUUGUAUUGUUUAUCUAGUAUUUUGUGUAACAGUCGUACAAAUUAAAACCAUAUUAGUCAUUUAAAUCGAUGUUAAUCCUGUUUUCCCAGGGUUUACCGCCCCGAUUUGUUAGGCUUGAACAUUAUUAUAAAAAAUGCCUAUAGUUUAUUUUAUUAGCAAUAUUGUAAACUUGUUAUUUAAUUGUUGUUUUGAAUUUUUGCCCCUUUUUGAAUUUCAAGAAGAGGAUUAUUUGUUAGAAAAUGGUGUAGAAAAUUGUUUAAAGAAAAAAAAAAUUUAUUUUGUUGAAUUCAUAAGUUGCUCCGUUUAUGUUAGUUCUGAGAGCAUACAUAUAUAUAAAUCUUAAAACUUAAAUGCCAAACUGUUAUUAUUUAAAUACUAAAAGAGUUAUAAUUUUCACUUUAUAAAAAUUUUUAUCGAAAAGGCUGGCUUGUAUACUAUAGCGUUGACAAAAUUGAUACGAUCUGUAAUUUCAUACAUAAUUUAAAGCUUUAUUUAAAAUUAUUUAAAAAAAACGGUAAUUCAAAGGUAUUAAUGUAAGCAUUAUUUAUGUAAAAAUAAUGUAGGUUAAAAUGAUUAUAAUAAAAUUUCCCAGUGUAAAAUCGUGUGAUUUAUAUGUAAUGAUCUUAAAUAAAUCAGUUAUAUUGAAACAGAAA
Messenger RNA from Cimex lectularius (bed bug), 3604 nucleotides. It is a transcript of the gene Lnk, whose product is annotated as SH2B adapter protein 1. The coding region runs from base 311 to 1873 and encodes 520 amino acids. Gene Ontology annotation, biological process: intracellular signal transduction. Lineage: Eukaryota; Metazoa; Arthropoda; Insecta; Hemiptera; Cimicidae. The record is from RefSeq and is a predicted model, not a curated record. The transcript has a single exon. Gene Ontology annotation, cellular component: plasma membrane. Gene Ontology annotation, molecular function: transmembrane receptor protein tyrosine kinase adaptor activity.